Molecule: messenger RNA, 1111 nt
Organism: Argentina anserina (silverweed cinquefoil)
Lineage: Eukaryota; Viridiplantae; Streptophyta; Magnoliopsida; Rosales; Rosaceae
Product: 23 kDa jasmonate-induced protein-like
Exons: 2
Coding region: 39-704 (221 amino acids)
Source: RefSeq, a predicted model, not a curated record
AUAGGGGAGAGAGAGAGAAGGCUGUGUGUGUGAUACAAAUGGCAAACGUAUUUGGCACCCCCAUAAGUUCCAUGACGGACUCGACCAUAAGAGCAAUAUCAGGGUGUGUGUGUGCUGACAUGGAAAUAACGGCGGCUGAUAGGGCGCGUGCGGCGAUUUACUUGAAAGCCGCCGAUAUGAAGGAUAGGAACGCCCGGACUUACGUGGAUAAUCUGAAGAGCGAGUGGGGGAUAGGAGUAUCAACACUUUGCCUUGUUUACAAUGCUACUGGGAACACUAUCGCUUAUGUUGGUGAUCAUAAUUUCCAUGGGCACAUCGGGCCAGCUCCAUACCCAGCAAAAAUUGAAAACGGCCAGUGGGGUGCUAUUUUGCACGUCAAAACCUCCCUCGCAUUGGCCGGAUCUGAGGCAGCUGUUGUGUAUCGAGGCAGCACCGGAAAAGGCACCAACUGUGACUUCAUGAUGGCCUGGUGUAACCCGUGGCGUAGACAAGCGUUUAAUAACUCGGUCUGGGUGAAGACGCGUGGAGUGGACCACUUCGCUCGGUACAGUAAGGAAAAUUGGGAUUCAUUAUAUGCAAAGCUAGACGUGACUCGCUACUAUCACAGCGACGCAUGGGAAGGAUGCUUGUCAACGAUAUCAACCGGCAGCGCCACUUCCCCUGUGGUGGAAACUAUAUUCACUUUAGAAGGUGCAGAUGCCUGAUUCAUUAAUCCUGAUCGUGUUUUAGCAAGUCUGCAGGCUAGUUAGCAAGGGGUGGACUUGAGAACCCGAAAGAUGAAAUAGAACCUCUUCGAUUUCCUUAUCAUUGUUCUGACCGUGUUGGUGUGAAGGCCGGCUAGCUAGUCCAUGGUCGCUAACUGGCUGUUGAGUGUUGACUGACCUUGUUGAUGGUGAAGGCAGUAUACUACCUACCUCAUGCGUGUACGCACAUGUCUUACAAGCCAAAGAAUAUCAUCCUAUACUGUGCUUCCUAAUUGUGUAAUUGUUCGAUCUUAAAUUUAUACGCAUACUCCGUAAAACAGUGCAUUUAGAAUGCUUGUAUUCUUGCGGCCUAAGUCUUUACUAGGGUAUGACUAAUAAUCUUGCACAAAAACUAUGAUUAGAUUCGU